AUAUAUUGUAAUACUAACGCAUAAUUGUUAGUAAUAGGAUCUUGAGUAAUUCCAAAACAUUUUACUAUACACAUAUAACCACUAACUUCGUUAAGAAAGUUGAUUGCAGGAUAAACAACCAUCCAAAUCCUCAUGUAUCUUUAGACAUUCUUUACAUUUUCCAAAAUCCAUACGUUUUUUUCAAUAAUAUCAAUUUCUUUAUCAUAACAAUCACAGCAAUAAGAACGAAGUUUACGCCAACAAUUAUGUACUCUAUUAUAUCUUAUAUUAUUUAUAAGAAUUUUCUUAUUAUCUACAUAAUUUUUCGUGUUUUCAAAUUGUUGUAUUAUUUGUUUAAAUAUUCCUAA
Messenger RNA from Rhizophagus irregularis DAOM 181602=DAOM 197198, 347 nucleotides. The record is from RefSeq and is a predicted model, not a curated record. Lineage: Eukaryota; Fungi; Glomeromycota; Glomeromycetes; Glomerales; Glomeraceae.